Messenger RNA from Canis lupus familiaris (dog), 4601 nucleotides. RefSeq names its product splicing factor, proline- and glutamine-rich-like. Gene Ontology annotation, molecular function: RNA binding. Gene Ontology annotation, cellular component: nucleus. The record is from RefSeq and is a predicted model, not a curated record. NCBI's taxonomy places the organism in Eukaryota, Metazoa, Chordata, Mammalia, Carnivora, Canidae. Gene Ontology annotation, biological process: regulation of DNA-templated transcription.
AUGAAGCAAGAAGGAAAAACAAUGGUGGCGGCCGGAUUUCCAGCUCUGGAGUCAGUUCCCUGCGAUCUAGGCCUGUGUCCUCCGCCAUCUUGUGCGAAGCAAGGUGGCCUCCGCGUUCCCCGAGCGUCUUCUCCGCUUCUGCCUCGACCGCCCCUUGAUCACAGACAUGUCUCGGGACGGUUCCGGAGCCGCGGCGGCGGCCGCGGUGGCCUCCACGACUUCCGCUCCCCGCCGCCCGGCAUGGGCCUCAAUCAGAACCGGGGACCCAUGGGGCCCGGCCCGGGCCGGGGCGGCCCCAAACCCCCGAUCCCGCCACCACCUCCGCACCAAACAGCAACGGCAGCAGCCGCCGCCAUCAGCCGCCGCCAUCAGCCGCCGCCGCAGGACUCGUCCAAGCCUGUGGGUCCUCAGGGGCCUGGCCCGGCCCGGCCUGCCUCCGGGAGUGCAGCGCCCCCCGCCUCCGGCUCGGCACCGCCCGCGACUCCUCCGACCUCGGGGGCCCUUGCGGGCCCGGGCCCCACCCCGCCCCCGCCGCCCGCGGUCACCGGUCACCUCGGCGCCGCCUGGGGCGCCCCCGCCCGCGCCGAGAGCAGCGGGGUCCCCACUACCCCGCCCCAGGGGGGGCCGCCGCCUCCGCCCGCAGGGGGCCCGCGCCCGGGGCCUAAACAGGGCCCAGGCCCCGGAGGCCCGAAAGGCGGCAAAAUGCCGGGCGGGCCUGAGUACCCCCCGCGGCCGCCCCAAGCCGCCGGGGCGGGGGGUGGGGGGGGUGGGGAGCCGCGCGGAGGGCGGCAGCACCGCCCGCCCUUCCAGCAGCAGCAGCAGCACCGGGGGCCGCCCGGCGGCCGCAGCGAGGAGAAGAUGUCCGACUCGGAGGGGUUCAAAGCCAACUUGUCUCUCCUGAGGAGGCCCGGAGAGAAAACCUACACGCGGCGCUGCUGGUUGUUUCUGGGGACUCUACCUGCGGACAUCAUGGAGGAUGAAUUCAAAAGACUCUCUGCUAAAUUCGGAGAACCAGGAGAAGUUUUUAUCAACAAAGGCAAAGGAUUUGGGUUUAUUAAACUUGAAUCUAGGGCACUGGCUGAAAUUGCCAAACCUGAACUCGAUGAUACACCCAUGAGGGGUAGGCAGCUUCGGGUUCGCUUUGCCACACAUGCUGCUACCCUGUCGGCGCGAAAUCUUUCACCUUAUGUUUCCAACGAAGUGUUGGAAGAAGCCUUUAGCCACUUUGGGCCUAUUGAGAGGGCUGUUGUAAUUGUGGAUGAUCGUGGGAGAUCUACAGGGAAAGGCAUUGUUGAAUUUGCUUCUAAACCAGUGGCAAGAAAAGCAUUUGAAAGAUGCGGCGAAGGUGUUUUCUUACUGACAACAACGCCUCGUCCAGUCAUUGUGGAACCACUUGAACAAUUAGAUGAUGAAGAUGGCCUUUCUGAAAAACUUGCACAGAAGAAUCCAAUGUAUCAAAAGGAGAGAGAAACGCCUCCUCGUGUUGCCCAGCAUGGCACAUUUGAGUAUGAAUAUUCUCAGCGAUGGAAGUCCCUGGAUGAAAUGGAAAAACAGCAAAGGGAACAAGUUGAAAAAAACAUGAAAGAUGCGAAAGACAAAUUGGAAAAUGAAAUGGAAGAUGCCUAUCAUGAGCAUCAGGCAAAUCUUUUGCGUCAAGAUCUGAUGAGAUGCCAGGAAGAAUUAAGACGCAUGGAAGAAUUUCAUAAUCAAGAAAUGCAGAAAUGUAAAGAAAUGCAACUAAGGCAAGAAGAAGAACGGCGUAGAAGGGAAGAAGAGAUGAUUCGGCAGCGUGAGAUGAAAGAACAAAUGAGACGCCAAAGAGAGGAAAGUUAUAGCCGGAUGGGCUACGUGGAUCCAAGAGAAAGAGACAUGAGAAUGGGUGGUGGAGGAGCAAUGAACAUGGGAGAUCCCUAUGGUUCAGGAGGCCAGAAAUUUCCACCUCUAGGUGGUGGCAGUGGCAUAGGUUAUGAAGCUAAUCCUGGAGUCCCGCCAGCAACCAUGAGUGGUUCCAUGAUGGGAAGCGACAUGCGUUCUGAGCGCUUUGGGCAGGGAGGUGCGGGACCUGUGGGUGGACAGGGUCCUAGAGGAAUGGGGCCUGGAACUCCAGCAGGAUAUGGUAGAGGGAGAGAAGAGUAUGAAGGCCCAAACAAAAAGCCCCGACUUUAGAUGUGAUAUCUAGGUUUUCAUUCCAGUUUGUUUUUGUCUUUUCUUGUUUAGAUACCAAUCUUUUAAAUUCUUGCAUUUUAGUAAGAAAGCUACCUUUUUAUGGAUGUUAGCAGUUUAUUGACCUAAUAUUUGUAAAUGGUCUGUUUGGGCAGGUAAAAUUAUGUAAUACAGGGUUUCAAACAGGGGAAUUUUUUCCCUUUUUAUUUCCUUUUUUUUUUUUUAACUGUAUAAUGUCUGUGUCAAGUUAUGACAGUGUACCUUGUGCCACUGAAUUUCCAAAGUGUACCAAUUUUUUUUUACUGUGCUUCAAAUACAUAGAAAAAAUAGUUAUAAUAUGGAUCUUCAACUUUGCCAUUCAUGCUUCUAUGCACAUUAGGCUAGGUAUUCCACUUUGAAAGCAUGAGCGUGUCUAGGCCUUUGAAUGGCACAUGCCAUUUCUGGGAAAUGUAUCUGUAGGCUAAGUAUUGCUUUCUAAAAAUAAGUACCCCCUUGUUUUAAAAAGAAGAAAUGCAUAUUGAAGUAGUUUCAUGAUUUGAUUUGUUUGGCAUUAUAGGAAGCAAGCUGGUGCUAAGUAUUUUUAAAUGGUUAUGUAAGCAAGCUGAACUGUAAAUCUUUAUUCAGGAAUGUGUAUUAAGAUUAUGGAAUGGGUGAAAGACUAUUGAUAGGGGAGAAAGUGGGUAUGACUAAAUGGAUCUUUAUGGCCCUAUGAUCUAUCCUUUCCUUGAAAGUUUCUGAAGAAAAGUGGAAAAAUCAUUCUGUCGCAUUCCUCCAUUCUUGUUUUUAAAAGAACAAGUCCCAAGCCCUACAAAUGGCUUGUACUGAACUUUCACAUUUGAAUUAAAGAUUGUUAAACAUGAAAAAAAAUAAAACCCUUUAGUCUAAAUGGUUUUAAAAUUAAAAACAAAGGCCUUGCUAAAUGUAUUAUCCAGUUGCAUAAAUUGUGUGAACAUCUGCCAAUUUACAACAACUUUGAAUAUUUAAGUCUAGGUUAAAUAUUUACUCUGUAUCCAUGUGCCAGAUAUUGUCCUUAGUGCUGGAAUACAGAGGAUGUUAUGCUUGCCCUCAGAAGGCUCAAAUCUAUACACUUACUACAGGAACUCAUUCUACAGCCACCUUACAGUACCAUAGUCCCAACUCACUGCUCCAUGGCUGGCAAGAACAGAGUACAAAGAUAGUGGAGAGAAUGGUUGUCUGGGAGAAGGGAUCUAGUGAUGCCUUGCAUUGAGGUGACAUUUGAGCUAGAGCUUAAAACAGGAUAAGUGUUUCAUUCAGGAGACAAUGAUUAAGGAAGAAACAAUAUAAUCAAAAGUAUAAAGAUCUGAAAAUAGAUGGUUUGUUCAGGGAACAAUGAAUGUCUCUGUGGCCUGGCCAUAAGGUUACAUGAGCCAAGAUGGCCAGUUUCAAGUUAGAUUAUAAAAGGCCUUUUGUGUCUUCCUAGGAGUUUAGACUCUAUAUUCUCUAUAGUAGGGAAACACCAAGUUUGUGUGUUAUUUGGAUAUACCUAGAUAUAAAAAAAGUAGAUAAUGUGAUGAACCCUCAUGAACCCAACUUCAACAAUAACUCAUGGCCAGUCUUGUUUUAUCAUUGGCCCCUAUUCUAUCAUAUUUUGAAACAAAUCCCAUAUAGCAUACUAUUUAAUCAGUAAAUAUUUAACUAUAUAACUCAUUAAGAAGUAACCAAUAUCCAGUUAAUGUUCAGAUUUCCAAUGGUUAAAUAACUGUUGUACUUUUAAAAUUAUAAUAAUCUACAUAUUGAAAUUAAUCGAUAUUUCUCUUAAGUCUUAAUCAGUAGGUUCUUUAUUCAGCUCUUUCUUUUUCCUGUUGUAGUUUAUUGAAGGCUGUUUGUCUUGUAGAAUUUGUACGGCUUGAAUUUUGCUGAGCACAUCCAUCUCCUAUUGCUGAACAUGUUCCCCUGUCUCUGUAUUUCCUGUAUUGAAUCUAGAAACUUAAUUAAUUCAGGUUUGUUUUUUGUAGAGAGACUACUUCAUGGACGGUGGGUAGUGAGUUCUUUCCUCAGGAGGCAAAUAAUGCCACCUUUAUCCAUUAAUUUCUUAGGGAUUACAAAAUAUUGUGAUUUGUCUUGCCUGCUUACCAAAAUUGAGGAAUUCUACAGGUCAGGUCAGGGAUCCAUUGUGUCUUCUUUAAGUCUAUUUUAGGACUAAGCUGACUUCUAUUAGAGAGUUAGUAUUUUUUGGCCAGUCAGGGCAAGAGAUCUUGAGUUAAUUACUGUUUAUUAUUUGAUUAUGCUAGUUAUCAACUUUUUAUUCUUAUUUUGCAGUGAACUAGAUUUUUGUGGUAUUUUAUGUAAAAUUGUUCUCUAUUAAUGAAUACAUCUAGACUCUACACUUGCAAUCCUUAAAUAAUUUUGAUCAAAAUAGAGCUGAUGUGGUUCAGGAGAUACAUAAGCUCUGGAAAAAAUUCUAAGUGUUUUUUGUU